AUGGAUAAGAAGAUAGUGCGCAAAGGGCCGCUGCCUGGGGGUCGCUGGGGCGCGUCUGGAGCUGGCGCUGGACGCGGCAGCAUGCGGGCCGCCAGCCGAGCGCGAGGAGCUGCACGGUCACCUAGCAGCCCUCCGCAUUCAUCAUCCCCACCAGAAGGCUUGGUGUCGGCUGGGUCUUCUCGGACUCAGCAAGCGGCACCCGCCGCUGGUGGAGCACGUCGCAUGUGUUGGUCACAAGCAAUGAAUGCAAACGCACUGUGGGCGUAUUUUAGGGCAAAAGGGGAAGAAACUGGAUGUUUGGCGUAUCGGGCUAGGAUGCAUCGUCUUUUUGCUGAGCUGGAGCCAUCUUUAACCGUCACAGAGCAAAACCUGGCAGACCGUGUUCGGUAUAUCUUGCGCUCAAAUAUAUUUGAUGUCGCCGAACUCGAACGGCUACGACGUGAGGCUGUUCCCUCGUCGGAUGAGAAUGCUACGGCUGAGGAUGCGGCGCCACAAAUGUUAGAGCAACCCGCAAACGUGGAUGCCGCCGUGAAUACCCCAGUUGUGGUUGAUUCAAACGAUGAUGGAACAGUCGCCCAGAAACUGGAAUUAGAGCAUAUGAGGAGUACAUUGGAAGAGGCGAUUGUGGAAACGCGCAGUACGCCUCUCGAAAAUCGACCGCGACUUUCGCGCAUAGCCCUAAGCAAGCGGAAUCGGGCUGUCGUGAGGGCUCUGAACCCAAUGCUGGUGACCUAUUUGGAAGCCAGCCGGGACCUAUGCGAGACGGACUCAAUUCUUUUUGGCGCCGCGCUGGCAGUCUGCCGUAUCAUAGGCGCCAAGGUUUCCACGGCUGGACGCGCUACUGGCCAUAGUAGCGCUAUCCCAGCAUGA
This is a messenger RNA of Parnassius apollo (apollo), 870 nucleotides long. NCBI's taxonomy places the organism in Eukaryota, Metazoa, Arthropoda, Insecta, Lepidoptera, Papilionidae. The record is from the annotation of a GenBank genome assembly.